UCAUGGCGUAUAGUGGGACAGCUUUACUUUACUUUUUAUUAAUAUUAUUUACAGUUUAUUUAAAGAUUAUUUUUCAGUAUCUCAGACUAUAAAGCGUCGAUGGUUUUUAACAUCUUCAGAAUAGUGAUAAUAGUGUUGCAGACCGAAGAUAAUGUUAUGAUUCAUUUUGGGCAGGUAAAUUUGAAAAUAAGAUGGAUUUAGUCGGUCAGGAUGUUGCUCACAACGGCGAUAGUAAUUUAUCUGUAAAACUAUAAAGACCGGUUAAAACAUCCAUAGAGUAUGAACGGAAACCUAAACUUACUUUUAAACAACUUACAUCAGAAAGUAAACAACUGAGUGAAGUUUUCCAGCUACACAGUCGGUCUACAAGUAUUCAUUACUUCUCUUUAGCUCUUUAAGAACAACUUCCAUUAACCUGAUGACUACAAAGUAAUACGAACAAUCAGCGUUCUAUGUAAUUGUACGUUACUGAAUAUUUACAAGCUAUUGAUCUAGAAACUCUCAUUACUAUGAUUCUAUUUCAAUUUGUAUUCAGCUAUCCUUCAGUUGUCAUAAUUUUUAAACCGUACACAAUACUUGAACUUCAAACGAUACUGUAUGGCGUGUUAUACCGACAAAAACAGAAUUUUAAACAAGUAAUAUGAUUUAUAUCUUGCUAAUAUGUGCGCAGAUCGACAUUAGUGAAGGCUCUUUGGAUCAGUUCAGUUGUACCGUGCUACAGGAAACCCGCAAUAAAUCUGGUUCUCUUUGGUAUAUAAAAAACUAAUCAGAAACUUAGGAUGAUUUCUGCACUAUCAGCGUCAGAAAAUGAACACAGGGACAUUUUAUCUAAGUUAGAUUCCUUUAACCCACUCCUAAUUCUGCUGAAUGUCAGUGGAAUGUUGCCUCCACUUCGCAUAUAUUCCAGUCGCUGGAAGACAAACCUGUACAACGUGUUUUCCGGGGUCACAUUCCUCUCAUACAUUCCGCUCAUUGUAAUGCAAAUUAUGGGAAUAUUCGAGUACUCCGGGAACUUACUUUUGGUGACAGUUAUCAUAUUUCAGCUGGCAGCUUACUUUGACGGAAUGGUAACCAUGGCCUACUUUAUUUACCACAGGAAACGCUUACUGAAUACAUUCUAUUCAGUGGAGAAUAAAUUUAAUCCAUUCAUGCAAAAAGUCGGAAAUGCACAAACGCAGAAAAAAAUAAUUCUUGGAAAUAAAAAAUUUGAAAGGAUUAUAAGUUUUGUGGCAAUGGCAGCAUUUCUAGCAGAUAUGUGUACAUGGUGUGUUUUGCCUUCUAUUGUACGGUAUCUUGCGUAUUUUAACGAAGAAGAAGGAACGGCAGAUGUGGAAGUUAAACAGCAUUUAGAAUAUUUUAUCCUUGUCAUGUGGCUUCCACAGAAGGCAAGUGAAUUUCCUUGCUACGAAAUUCUGUACAUUUUCCAAUUCUUUUCCGUGUGGGGAGUCGUGUCGAAUUACGCAGCCGGUAAGCUGAUUAUCGUUUCGCUGUAUUAUCAUCUCUCGUCCCACUUUCGUAUUCUAGCUUCAGCUAUUGAGGACAUAGACGUGCUGUGUAAUAACAACACAACAAAAGAUGAAUGCAACACGUUCUCAGAAGAAAUGACACUAAACACUUCAGCUAACGAUACCAACGUUUCAUUAGUCAAGUUCACCGUUGAAGACUUAAGAAGACAUUUUUCUGUAACACAACCCGAAAACAUUUCCGAUAAAGAUUACACUUUUCCAUCUGAGUGUACGAAAAUAUUUUCAAGGGAAGAUGUGCUGUCUACAGCUCCAGAGCAUCGCAGUGAAGUAACUUAUCUUACUCACUGCAUUAAAUUUCAUCAGGUGCUACUAAAGUGAGUACACUAGUCACUUAAUGCAUUUAGAUUAAUUCUCAGACUGUAGAACUAUCAGUAACUAAUUCCAUAAAGCACAUCACGUCUUCAGAAGCUGAGAGCUAGUUAAAAAAUUACAAGCCUUUUACGGAACUCGAAAGUUCAUUACCGUGUUCAAAAUAUCUCACCAAUGGUCCCUAUGCUGAACAAAUUCAGUCUACCUUUCUUCCUAAAGAUCCAUUUUAAUAUUAUCCUCCCAUCUACGCCUAGGUCUUCCGAACAAUUUCUUUUCUUUUUUAAUCUAGACCAAUUUUAAUAUUGUCUAGAACAGUUGUAGUAUCCACUACUACUAUUAAACGUCGGUGUGAUUUGAAGUUUCGUGUGUUUAUUUGGAUACCUUACAUUACUGUAUACUAACUGCUAAAAUAUCCUACCGUUUCUUACAGAUUCUGUGUCGAAGUAAACGAUUUUCUGAGUAACAUUCUUUUGUUCGAUCUGAUAAUAUUUCAAAUUUUAAUGUGUUUACCGCCUCUUCAGCUGAUCUUGGGUCAGAAUGUAAGCAUGGUUAAGUUCGUGUCCAGCAUUGUUGAUACUGGAAUCUGGCCACUGCUGAUCUGCUUCUGGGGUGAAGAUUUAUCGCAACAGAGUUUGUCCGUACAGAAGGCCGCUUAUGGAUGCAGCUGGUACAACCGUUCGCAGCGCCUGAAGAAACUCCUGCAGUUCAUAAUAAUGCGUACCAAGAAGCCUGUCAGAAUGACGGCAGGAAAGUUCUACUACAUUUCGCUGGAGACAUUUGCUGACAAAAAUCUUCGUCACAACUGGAACGAAUCCGUGACCUGCAUCCGCGACCACCUGGAUACAUAAUAGGGCCCCUCUCUCAACCCCUACAACCGGUCUGUCAGAUGGUCUUCGAGGGACUUCUAUUUUCGCGAGAAACUACAGUAACUCCAUCUUCUGGUGGCACGUGCGAUGCCGCGUCAUGAACAGCUGUGUCAUUUUGAAAACCAUGAGUGACGAUUAAAGGUCAUGGUUUGAAAAUCAUACGCCGGUUCAUUACGUCACUGAACUAUUUGUGCACGCUGAAAAACUUGUAAAUUAACGUCAGUACUAAUAAACAUUUUUAAAACUUCUAAGAUCUUAAAACAGCGUUCUGUUCAUUAAAGUCAUCAACACAAACCAACCACUGCUACGCACUAAAUCUUAGCU
Messenger RNA from Zootermopsis nevadensis, 3025 nucleotides. Its product is annotated as 4-vinylanisole receptor. The record is from RefSeq and is a predicted model, not a curated record. Gene Ontology annotation, cellular component: plasma membrane. Gene Ontology annotation, molecular function: odorant binding; olfactory receptor activity. Gene Ontology annotation, biological process: sensory perception of smell; detection of chemical stimulus involved in sensory perception of smell. Lineage: Eukaryota; Metazoa; Arthropoda; Insecta; Blattodea; Termopsidae.